AUGUUCCCCGCGCAAGCCUCUCACCGCCGCCAACGGCGCGACGAAAACGCGCCUCCGCGCUCCCUCACUCCCGCCCUUCCCCCACUCGUUCAUGGCUCUCUGCGGAGAGUCCUGAGGCCCACUAAUGGGCCUCUAGAAGCCAGGGUUGAGGGCCCCGCUCCGGCCCCGGUUGUUGCCCAGCCUCCUCCUGCCCCCGUGUAUCCGUGGGCUUCCGACAUCUGA
Messenger RNA from Dichomitus squalens LYAD-421 SS1, 222 nucleotides. RefSeq lists its product as uncharacterized. The transcript is spliced from 2 exons. NCBI's taxonomy places the organism in Eukaryota, Fungi, Basidiomycota, Agaricomycetes, Polyporales, Polyporaceae. The coding region runs from base 1 to 222 and encodes 73 amino acids. The record is from RefSeq and is a predicted model, not a curated record.